This is a messenger RNA of Macrobrachium nipponense, 2514 nucleotides long. RefSeq lists its product as uncharacterized. The coding region runs from base 1419 to 2087 and encodes 222 amino acids. Lineage: Eukaryota; Metazoa; Arthropoda; Malacostraca; Decapoda; Palaemonidae. The transcript is spliced from 4 exons. The record is from RefSeq and is a predicted model, not a curated record.
GUCCGUAUCUGUGGCUCAGUGUGGCUCAGGCAGUCGACGGGACGGGAUAUUUCGCGCCCCUGUUCCGUCGCCUGACAAAACUCCCCUUCGGAGUCUUCAACCUAUGUGACGAACGGCAGCAGCGGCAGUGCGUGUUUUUAUCAGCAAGAGCACAAGAUCAAUAGAGACGCCCAAGAACAUCUUGCUUUCAUUUCUUUGAUGAGUUUUGCAGCAAUGUAAACAGUGCGUGCGAAUACUUGGUCAAAAUUGCAUGAACUUUGUGCGAGAGGGAGAGCGAGAGUGAAAGAGAAAGAGAGAGAGAGAGAGAGAGAGAGCGAGAGACGGGACCAGCUAGGAGACACGAAAUCCAAAGAACUUACCCGGCGGAGUCUGUUCGUUGGACGUGACGAUGGAAAACACGUACUGCUGGAGAUCUUGCUGUAACUGGUCAAGGUCUUGUUCAUGGACUAGUGUGAUGAUCAAGUGACUUGCGCGUAACUUCGAGAAAAUUUGCCCAUUUUAGUUCGAGGUUUUGUAGUCCAUAAAUAAAAAAAAUAUAUAUAAAUACUAAUCCCUCCUACAUCCUAUUCUAAAUCAGGAUUUACUUGCAAACUGACUUGAAUAAAGAAAACUGCAAACAUACGGAAAGUAACAGGCGAGACAAACUUAGAAUUAUAAAGCGAAACACUAUAAUCAUUUUAGUAUCACACAGUAUCAAAUCCGUCACCAAGGAGCCUUCAAAAGUUCGCAAAGAAAACUUCAGAAAGACGCCAACAUCGCAUUGCACGUUCAUUGCUCACAUAAACGCAGAUCGAGCUCCCCCAACAAAAUCAAAUAAUACUGUCAUCUCUUUAAGUAUGAAACUUGACGAAGGUCAUAAGAAGGCUGAUUACAACAAAGGAAAGUCUCCUGAAUUGAUAGUUUAAUUUUUAGUCAUCAACGUGUCCUUAAAAUUGGACUAUAAUAGCCCUCAGUAUCUUGCAGCCCAUCCCAGUGUAAACAAUAAAUUGCCAAGAAAGUACUCCCUGCAUUAAUGCUCUACAGGUACCACGAAACUAAAGAAAAUGUAUGUCCUUAAUUAAAAAACAAAAUAACGUAAACAAAAAAUAAACCGAGUCGAAGACCAUCAAACGUUCAAAAGAAAAAAAAAAAAAAAAGUAGAGAAUCGUCAAGAGUCAACGUUCGUCCGGGAAAGUAUGACGCAACGGAGCGUCAGCUGGAGUCAACCUGAGUAGGGAAACACAAACAAAUUCCUUCCCUUUAAUGUCGCCGCCACGAAACAAACGACAAUCGUAACAAAAUCAAGAAAUGGACACCGGCAGCGAUACCUCGAAAUAAGAAAACACAACUCAGACGCCAGUUUCCUCGCAGUACCGAUAGGUUUCGAAAUAAAAUAACAGAAAAGACAAAAAAGAAACGCAGAAACACAAACGCGGAAAAUGUUUUGGAUACUAAAGCGGUCAAAGUUCACGGCCAAUCUGUUCAACAGCGUCAUCAACAAUAACAUUUUGUAUAAAGAUCCGGCCAGAAACACGAAGAGAGGCUACGACCGUCUCACGACCAACGACGACGACCCCAAUGGAAACACAAGCCCGAUCCACCUAGCCGCCCCUCCGUCGUCGACGGUCACCACGCCCACGGAAGGGGAGGUCACCACGCCCCUGACGCCCAUGACCCCAUCCACAGACAUGGAGGUCACCUCGACGGGCUCUGCCUCGGUCGUCGAGUCGUCGUCCGAUUACGACCACUGCAUGAGUCAGUCGGAUUCGGACGAUUCCGAUGUGGACGACGAUGACGAUGAAGAUGACGAUGAUGACGACGACGAUGACGAUGAGGAGGAUGACGAUGAGGCCCGGACCUGCAACGUCUGCGACCGAUCAUUCCCAACUACAAGACUUUUAGCUUCACAUCAAACAAGAAAGAGACACUACGGAUGCUCGAUCUGCGAGAACGUCUUCCCGACUCUGAUGUCGCUAGAGGCCCACAAGGAGGAAUCGAAUCACUGGUCCGACGACGACUUGUUUCUAGACGACGACGACGACGACGACCUCGAGGACUACUAUUACGACGACGAGGAGAACGAAGAAGAGAGAGAACAGCUGUUGUAGUCGUUCGUCGAUAGAGUGACUCAAAAAAAAAUAAAUAAUAAAUAAAAAGAGAAACCGUCGUAGAGAAUAGAGUUCACUGAUUUUAAAGGAGAGAGAGAGACAUUUCUUUCGAGUAUUUUGUUAUACUGUGUGUUGAUUUCGAAGAAUUAUUUAUAAUAGAGUAAAUGCUUAGAGAAAAGUAUAUAUAAAUAAAUAAACAUAUAAAUAUAUAUAUAUAUAUAUUAUCAUCAAGACAUUUCUGCAUCACAUCUCUUAUUCCUCACAGACUCUGACUACAACACAUAAUGGCAGGACAAAUAUGGAACACAGACAUUUCGUAACUGUAUUAUAUAACUUCGAAGAGUCUUUUUUUUUCCAGACCUUUCAUACCUUAUACUGUUCAUUAGACUUUAUGGAUAGACAAGAAUAAUAAAUAUUUCCUAUGGAA